GAAUUAAUGAUAAUUCGUUAUCAUUGUUGUGGCUUGAAUAACGUAAAAGAAAUCUUAAAUUCGAUAACCCAUUUAAGACCCCUGGACGUCAUUUACAUAAUUAAUCAGCUUGCAACUGCGAAUUUAAUAGAGAUAAUAAAGGUAUUUAUUUAUUCGUUAAUUAAUCUCCAGAAAUAAUCUUCUAUUUAUAACUUCUAAUUACAAAGCUUAGCAAAGCUAGUUAGAAGCUUGAUAAAAUUCUGAAUUGUAGUCUAAACUAAGUGGUAUUUCUCCGAAUUUAUUUAAAAAAUUUCUCAUUAUAGGAAGCUUAAAAAAAUGAAUUAUCGUAAAAUUUUCCUUGUAAAUUCGAAUUCUCAUUUUUAGUGCAAUUCCAUCAGUCUCCUUUAGCUGCCAUCCAAACAUCCAAUCACAUUUCUUAAAGCCACCCGCACUGACCCAAUCAGAUUACAUUGACACGUCGCUGGAAGCCAACCAAGUUACAAUGGCGCAUCGCUGGGGGCCAAUGAGAAACGAUCGUGCCGCCAUCUUGCCAUUCGUGGCUCUAGCUGCGGCUGUCAAAAGUGAUACACGUUACCUCUUGCUCCGCGAAAAUUAACAAUUUUAAUUAGUGUAAACAUAGUUUCGAUUGUUAAAUUGUAGAAAUAGUUUAAAUACCGAGUGCGAUGGACGUUUCAUGGCGAAUACCGGCGAGAAUUACGCGAUAUUUUCUAGACUCGUUCUCGUCGAUCGACCUUGGUUCCCGCGAUCCACAUCGAUUUUCCUAUUUUUCCGAGUUUCACUUGAAUUGUUGUUACGUAUUGAAUCGCGAUUAUUGCUCGAAUGAUAAAUCCUAAAGGAUAUGAUAAUUUUUAGAAGUGAUUUUUAAGUUUCUGAUGGAUUAAGGUUUGAUUUUAAGAUUUUUACUUCCGGGUUGACGAGUGAUUUAGUUUGAUAGCUGCCUGUGAUGAAAUGUUGUCGUGCUGCGAUCAGCUGGGUCUUACAGGGGAUGAUCAUCCAAUGGAAAUUGCAGAUGGAACGCGUAACAGAAUCAGGAACGAACCGUUCGAGGAGGGGAAGAAAAAGUUGUGCAGCCUCCUUGAAGACCGUAGGAAAGAAAACGGGCGAAGAGAGGAAGCUGUACAAGAAGAAGACGAAGAUGAGGCGGUGGUAGAGAGGAUAGAUAGAAGACGAGAGGCGUAGCGAAUAAACAAGGAAGGAUCAUUUGGUUAUGAAAUUGUUGCCGUCGAUACAGUUGCCCCAGCUGCCGCCGCCGGUCUCACCGGCCGCCGCCGCCGGGAUGGACUCCCGGCUACCACCAGGCAUCUCGCUGCCGUUCAGUCCGACGGAGCUCCUUUGGCGGUACGGCCCAGCGAUGAACUUCCCGCCGGCUAACCACCCGCCGCCUCACAGCCCGUUUCUGGACUUCAAAACCCAUCUACCCACCAGUCUAGCAUCGGACCCAAGGCUUUGGUCCAGGGAGGACGUGGCCACUUUUCUCAGAUGGGCCGAGCACGAGUUCGACUUGCCUCAGUUCGACAUGGAUAUGUUCCAGAUGAACGGCAAGGCCCUCUGCCUAUUAACGAAGCCAGACCUAGGUGAGAGGUGUCCGGGUGCCGGCGACGUUCUACACAAUGUCCUCUCGAUGCUGGCCCGGGACUUCAGCCAGUUGCAACGGUGUUUGCCCAGCAGCCCGGUCACGCCAACCCGGCCGUCCUCCUACCCGCUCUCGCCCCACUCCCAUCCGCCGACGCCCACGUGGUCCGACAAUCCUUACACGGCGAACUUAGCCUCGCUGAUGUCCGCGAACUCCGUGACCCUGUCUCCGGCGCCGUCGGUUGACAGCCAAGCCGGCUCGCCCGGGCAAGAAAACAAUCAAAGUCAGGUGUAUAAAAGCGACUCCGACGAGGAUAAUAAUCAGAAUAAUGGAGGAAGUAGCGGAAGUCCGCCAAAUACUCCUACGAGCAUCACCGCGCAGAGGCUGAGCGAAGUUUGCGUGAAAGAGCAGCAGCAGCAGCAGCAGCAGCAGCAGGGGCCUGCCGGAUUCAGGGCGAACGCCGGCGGAGCCAGGGAAUUCUUUGGCGAAGCUGCCGAGCCUAACACGAACGGAAGACUCCUUUGGGAUUUCCUUCAGCAGCUUCUAAACGACCCCUCCCAAAGAUACACUCAGUACAUCGCCUGGAAGAGUCGAGAAACUGGAGUGUUCAAAAUAGUGGAUCCCCCCAGACUGGCGAGACUCUGGGGGAUACAAAAGAACCAUUUGUCGAUGAACUACGACAAGAUGAGCAGAGCGCUGCGAUACUAUUACCGAGUGAACAUCCUGAGGAAAGUUCAGGGCGAACGACACUGUUACCAAUUUCUGCGUAAUCCUACGGAGCUGAAAAACAUAAAGAACAUCAGCCUUCUCCGCCAACAGAUGCGGAUCAAAUCCGAGCCUGAGGACGGUGACGGUACGACGAGCGGCGUCGAGCCGGAAAUAGAUAUGCCGACGGACCUCUCAAUGUCGACGAUGUCCAGUCAGCCUCCCAAUGAUCAACAGAAUAGUCAACCGAGUAGCAAUGCCGUUCAACAACCUCUGCCUCUUCACGAUCCGCCGGCGAAAUACAGGAGCCACGCGUAUAAUCUUGUGAAGACGAAUCAGGAGGACGAGAAGAAGUGACGGGUCCAGUGACUCGGGCCCGACUUGGUACAAUAAAAAAAAGAGAGAAAUGCCGCCGGUGUUUAACCACCGUCGGAGAGAAUAGAAAAUUAUUCGAUCGGCCAAGGACCGAGGAUCUAAUUGAUCGGAUGCCUCGGUGAAGCUGAAAGUACUGUGUUGUCGUGUGUCUGUGCAGUGAUUUCCGGGCAUGUGGCCAUCGAUUGGCCAUACAUCCGACCACCACUGGAAUUCGAUGAAGAAAAAUGGUAGGAAAUGAUUCACAGUGUUCUCCAGAUAUAUGGCCACGCAUGGUAAUUGGGAUCUAGCUUGGCCACACGUCCGGACGCCACUGGAAUUCGGUAAAGAAAAAUGGUACAAAGCGAUUCACGGCGAGGCCCAAAGAUUGGAACUUACAAUACGGCACAAAAAUUGAGUCUCAUAGUAAGAAUCAAAACUUUGGAUCCGAUGAUGAGGCUCAAAAUAUCGCCAUGUAUCCGGAAAUUUACUGUACUUCGAAUGAUCGUUGGCUGAUAUUCCGCCACUAAUGUUUAGUCGAUCUUUUCUUCUUUUUGGUUCUUCCAUUAAUUUCUAAGCGUAAAAGUGUAAUCUUCUAAGCUUUAAGUUCGUAGACUAACGCGUUCAGUUUAAUUGAAUAUAAGACCGUUACGUUAGGACAACGAAGAUUUACGAGACACGUGACAGUUGCACAAGAGGAAAAAAUAUACCAAUUCGGGGCCAGAAGAAUUGUUAAAUGAAAAUGAGAAAUUAUAUUUUUUAAUCGGGAAUGAAACUGCGCUGGGUGAAUUUGCGACGUAUGUGAUACACAUUAUUUUGUAUUCAAUGAAAAUUGCAUGCGUGGACAUACACAUAUAUAUGUGCGUGUAUAUAUAUAUAUAUAUAUAUAUAUAUACACAUAUACAUAGAUGUUUGUGUGUAUAUACAUGUAUAUAUAAAUAUAUAUGAUGUGCGCAUGAUGGAAACGAAGUGCAUUAGAAAAUCGUAUGAACUCAGAUGAAAGAUUGUAUACCGGACUAUUUUAUUAUGUAUACUGUGAUCUCUAUAUAAAGUUUAUAUAUUAUAUAGAAGAAAGAAGAUGAAAAUAUACAAAAACGAUUAUAGGAUUAAAUAGGUUCGUAAGGAUAUAUAAAUAUAUUCAUACGUGUAUAUAAAAAAAAGUGUAACAAUAAGUUAAGAUAAUUUUUACGAGAGACCGAUUUAUAUAUAUAUAAAAAUAAAAGAAAUUGUGUUCUUAAGAAAAAAA
Ceratina calcarata is the source of this 3875-nucleotide messenger RNA. It is a transcript of the gene aop, whose product is annotated as ETS variant transcription factor anterior open. Gene Ontology annotation, molecular function: sequence-specific DNA binding; DNA-binding transcription factor activity, RNA polymerase II-specific. The record is from RefSeq and is a predicted model, not a curated record. Gene Ontology annotation, biological process: cell differentiation; regulation of transcription by RNA polymerase II. The coding region runs from base 1208 to 2635 and encodes 475 amino acids. Gene Ontology annotation, cellular component: nucleus. The transcript is spliced from 8 exons. NCBI's taxonomy places the organism in Eukaryota, Metazoa, Arthropoda, Insecta, Hymenoptera, Apidae.